Lactuca saligna is the source of this 1400-nucleotide messenger RNA. The record is from the annotation of a GenBank genome assembly. Lineage: Eukaryota; Viridiplantae; Streptophyta; Magnoliopsida; Asterales; Asteraceae.
AUGAAUUUUGAAGAAAGUAAAAGAAAGGGAAACUCCACGACUAUUCGAAGGAAAUCAAACGAGUAUAUGAGGUUUAUUUUAACAAUCACAGUUGGUAUUCUUUUUGGAUUCUUCAUUGGCGCAUCCUUUCCAGCUUAUUCACCAUCAAAUAUUAAACUCAUUCCUCCUAUCGAUACCUACAUUUGGGACAAAAAUUCAGGCCACUCUACACAAACAAUCUUAAAUGUGAUAUCUGUCACAAGGGAUAAAAUCUCAAAGGGAGCAGGAAACCUUCCUCAUCCAUCAAAGAUUUGGGUGUCAUCUAACCCUAGAGGUGCAGAAAGACUACCACCAGCUAUCCUUGCUUCUGAAUCAGAUUUAUAUCCUCGUAGAUUAUAUGGUCAACCUAGUGAGGACCUAAAGAGAAAACCGAAGUAUCUUUUAACUUUAACUGUUGGUUAUAAUCAAAGAUAUAACAUCGAUAAAGCAGUAAAAAAGUUUUCUGAUAAUUUUACAAUCCUUCUCUUCCAUUAUGAUGGUCGAACAACAGAAUGGGAUGAAUUUGAAUGGUCAAAGCGUGCUAUUCAUAUAAGUGUAGCAAAGCAAACAAAAUGGUGGUAUGCGAAAAGAUUCCUUCACCCUGACAUUGUCGCGCCAUAUGACUUCAUAUUUAUGUGGGAUGAAGAUCUUGGGGUUGAUCAUUUCAACGCUGAAGAAUACAUUAAGCUUGUGAGGAAGCAUAAAUUAGAGAUAUCACAACCUGGAUUGGAUUCUAGUAGUAAGGGUUUAACAUGGCAGAUGACGAAGAGACGUGGAGAUCGUGAAGUUCAUAAAGUAACAGAGGAGAAGCCAGGUUGGUGCAGUAACCCACAUUUGCCUCCAUGUGCAGCAUUUGUAGAAAUUAUGGCUCCGGUUUUCUCUCGAGAAUCUUGGAGAUGUGUGUGGCAUUUAAUCCAGAAUGAUUUGAUCCAUGGAUGGGGUCUUGACUUUGCUCUCCAGAAAUGUGUUGAGCCUGCACAUGAGAAGAUUGGAGUAGUUGAUGCACAAUGGGUAGUUCAUCAAGGUCUACCUUCACUUGGGAAUCAGGGUAAAGGAGAAAAUGGGAAAGCACCAUGGCAAGGGGUGAGAGAAAGAUGUCAAAAUGAGUGGAAUUUGUUUCGUGAGCGUGUAUCGAAUGCUGAUAAAGAUUAUUAUAAGUCAAUUGGGGUUGACCCUUUAAAUAUUACGAGACAUUGAUGAUUGGUUACCUUUAUACCACAUUGUUAUCAUUGUGAUUAUUUAGUUGUUAACCUCUAUAGAGAGCUAGAUGUUCAUAGUUUCAUAGCAUACGAAAUACAUAGAUGUUUGGUAGUAAAUGAGUUUGAUAUGUUACAAUCAAUUAUACUCCUAAUAUAUUUAUACAAAUGGUUUUUUUUCAAAGA